AUGCAAAUCGCCAACCUCCUCACCAUCCUGUCCGUCGUGGCAGCCACUGUUGCCAGUCCCGUCCCCGACGCACCCAAGCACGAUGUUACCGAAGACGGGUUCGACUUUGAACAGGUCUCUGAGAACACGGGUCAUCUGAUGAAGCGUCAGAACCGAUACUGCUACCAGAGUGGCGUCUACUUUGGCGACAACACCGACUGGGCUAUCGACCGCCCUGGUCGCUGGUGCACUGGUGGCGGAGGAGCCGGACGCUACCGCCAGGGACAGAUCAAGAAGGGCUGCUAUAACUAUUAUCAGUCUAACAAAAACUAUCACUUUCUUUUCGAGAUGCAGAAUCACCAGCCCCACGAUUAUACCCUGUCGUCCAAGGAAUGCCAGAUCUGGCUGCAGCAUAUGAUUGAGAAUUGCCGACAGGGAGGCACGAACCAUAACAGCAGAUUCAGGUGGCGUGUGGACCCCGAAGACGGAUGA
Fusarium coffeatum is the source of this 471-nucleotide messenger RNA. RefSeq lists its product as uncharacterized. Lineage: Eukaryota; Fungi; Ascomycota; Sordariomycetes; Hypocreales; Nectriaceae. The transcript has 2 exons. The coding region runs from base 1 to 471 and encodes 156 amino acids. The record is from RefSeq and is a predicted model, not a curated record.